GCGAUUGUCAAAUAACAGGCAAAUUGAAUGACUUAAUGAAAGAUUAGUGCAGCACUAUACAGACUGCAGAAAGAAGAUAUACUCUGCCACCCCGGGUAGGUGGCAAAGAGAAGGUAGUUUGGGCCUUCCCUCUGUACCUAGUGGAAUACUGACAGUGUUCAUUCACAAAUUAGCUAUCCAACCUACUUUCCUUUUCUAGAGUGUGAGAUAAAAAUACUUCUUGCUGGAGGGAAAAGUACCUCCCUGUGAUUAAUUUUAUCAUGUGUUCUGUUUUUCUGAUUACUCAUGGAAUUUCUUUUAUGUUCCUCAGUUUACCUGAUUGAUGAGCAAAAAGGAAUCUCUAACCAAGUCACUAAUAACAGCUGUGACAACCGAGAGUUCUUAAUGAGUUAAAAACAUCUUUCAGUGGGUCAUUAGCUCAUCCAUUACAGAAUCCACCUGCAAUAAGAAUGACCUCUUCUCAAUCACAGAACAUAACUGGAUCAUAAGCACCUUUUAUCAGCUUCCCACUCUUGUUUAUUAUAACAUCCUUCUGUAGACACCUUUCAUUCGUUUUGAGGGGUACCUUCCCUGGGUGUCCGGGCUAUAUUAGUAAGGUCAGGGUAAAAGAUUGCACACAUUCCAUCUGUGACCAGGGGUCCAGUGGGGGCCAGCUGAGGUUACCCAGUUAGGGUGAACUGCAAAGAAUGGGGCAGAUAAUUUCCAAAGCUAGUGGAUAUUUUCAAUACUUGGAUUUACCAAGACAGCAUAAACCAGCUUCUUUAUUACCUCACUGGUUGUCCAGAAACCAGCAACACAGUCCCCUUAAAGUAACCCAGCCUCAGGCCUCCAUCCAGGUACCCAAGUCAAAUAUGAUGAAGAUGUCUAAAAAUCUUAUUUCAUCAUAUAAACAGAAAAGGUUCUACCAAUCCCAAAGAAUCAGACACAUCACCUCCCAGGUUAAUGAAUAUUUAUGAUCUUACCCAUACACGCUACAACCAGUUCUUGUUAACGAAACUAAAAUUUAUUAAAAAGAAAAGAGAGUGUGGUUAAAAGAUCAAUACAUACAGACAUGAGUUCAGUUCUUGAGGUUCAGAUACAUAGCCGAGAUGGUGAGUUUUGUAGUUUCAAAGAGUUCUUUUAGAAAUAGUUCAUAGGUUAUAGUCCAAUGUCCAAUAUCACUGCAGGGCGUUCCAGCUUAGGACUGGGAUCUCAGUCCUCAUGGCUUAAGUUUCCCCUGUAUGAAGCCUCAAGCAGAUCUGAGAUAAACAGGAUCAGUAUUCAAGGAUCUUUUAUACAGUUUCAGGUCGUCUUUGACAAGUUGGAGUCCCUCGGGGAAUAACAGGCCCUCAUUUCCUGGGCAUCGCUGUUAAUUAUUCACACAGAUUAACACAAGGCCAUUUAUCCAUCAGGCAGUCAUAUGUAAAUGCACAAAAACACAAACGUUCUCUCCCCACGUCUUUAAAGCUUGGCUUUGGGGUAGUUAGCCUGCAAGUUGUUUAAACCUUUCUGGCCAUAAGUUAUAUUUUGUAUAAGAUUUGUUGCAAUCAUAUAACAGUGGUAGCAAUAAUGUUUUGCAUGAUUAUAUUUUAAUUAGACAAGGUCACACCAUCAUUUUUCCUUCACCCAUUAGAUUCAAUUGAAGGACAAAGAAGAUUUUAGUUUCAGUGCGUAUAGGGCAAUAAAUAUAGAGGUGCACAAAAAAAGGCUUUUGAUUAGUAUAUAAAAGAAUUAUGAGAGUUUAACAUACAAAACUCACACAAAUUACCUAAAUAAAUAUAUAUAUUAACAUACAUAAAUGAUGAUAUUUGCUAAGGUAUGGAUGGAAGGGUGAAUUGGAUGGGUUGAUUGGAUGGAUGGGGUGAUUGGAUAGGUUAAAUCAGAGAGAUGGCUGGGUAGGAAUGGAAGUGAUUCCUAGGCUUGGUGUACAGCCAGUAUCCCCUCCCAUGUUCACAGCAGGGUCAGGGCAGGUCUCCAAGGAGAGACAGGAGCUGUUGCUUGCCUGUUUCGUCUCAGUGCUGAGAAGAACAAGGAGUAACGGUCUCAAGUUGCAGAGGGGGAGGUUUAGGUUGGACAUUAGGAAAAACUUUUUCACUAGGAGGGUGGUGAAGCACUGGAAUGGGUUCCCUAGGGAGGUAGUGGAAUCUCCAUCCUUAGAGGUUUUUAAGGUCAGGCUGUUUCGUCUCAGUGCUGAGGAUCCAUGUGGGUGACUCAGUGGGAAGCAGCAGGGGAAGUCUAGUCUUGCCCUGAUGCCCUGUCAGUGUGCCUCAGCCCCACCCUGGAUGGACCCUCUAGGGGCAAGAGGGGUGUUCUGCCUCUGUGCUGACUUGAGGGGAGUCAAUCUGUGUCCGUUGUGAUCAUGGUUCUUGUGUGAUGAGUUCUUGCCCACUCCAGACUGGACUGAGCCCAUAAUGCAUUUGGGGGUGUCUGGAUUUGGGGUUUUGGUUUGAUCCGUUACAGAGAAAAGGGAGAACCAUGAAACUUGGAGCCAGAUCCCAGUUUGGAUCCCAAACGUCUCCAGCAUUCAGGUGCUCGGGUCAGGGGCACUGGCUCAAGCCCAUCUGUAAUUAUUCCCCCUUGUGAUACGCAGAGAAACUCUCUGAACUCACCACUUGCCAGUGCUACUGACCAAGUAUCUAUUUGUACCGAGUGUGGAGUGGAGGAGGAGGAAUGGCUGAUGCAGUGGGACGGCCCCGUGGAGGUGUGCCCCAUCAGAUCUCCAACCUCCUGCGGCUGGCAGAUGUGGGAGGCCACAAGGACAUCGUGGCAGGCAUCAUGCAGGCAGCCAGGGUCCAGCCAGCUGCUGUGGCCUCCCGCCUAGUCCAGAUCCUCCAGCAGGAUGAGGUGUCUGUCAGGCAGAAGGUGGCGGCAUACGAGGGCCUCAGGACCGUGCCGCUGGAGCAGGGGAUGGAGGCAGGACUUAUCGGCAGCCUCAUUGCUGUGGCUUCCCAGCAGAUGAGGGCGGCUCCAGAGGAGGCCUCGAGCGAGCUCCAGGUGGCUGCCAGUGAUACCUUGGCCGCCCUCGCUGGCAGCUACUUCGGGCCGGUGAUGCGGGAGCUCCAGAAACACCUGAGGCCCUUUGUACUGCCAGCGGAGUUCACCCUCCUCACCCUGGGCAAGGUCAUGGCGGUCAGCGUGUACAGGUGCGUCCCUUUCCUGGGCAUCACCCUGACCACCAUGCAGACUGUGAUGCGAGGGAUAGAUGACAGCAGGAGACGAGGGGCCUUCUGCACCGGCCUGGAGUGCACGUGUGGGGCAAUCAGCACUUACCUGAGGAGCUGGGAGAGGAGCACCUAUCCACAAAUCACGCGCCAGCGCUUCUCUGCACACCUGUUCCCCACGUACCGGUACCUCCUCAGCGCCUGGCUGCCCAGCGAGGACACAGAGGUCAAACUGGCUGUCCUCAAGGCCCUGGGGCCAGUGCUGAACAUCCUGCUGCCCAGGAAGGAUCUGCAAACCCAGAUCGAUGGGGACAUCCCCCUGCUCCUGGCUCUGUACGGGAAGAACAUUGAGGCCUUUUACAUCACCAAGGUUCUGGGACAGAUCUUGCAGGCCUCUUCCUCCAAGAACCCGAUCCCAGAGGUGUAUGUGGCGGCCAUCUCCCAUACGCUGAGCUACCAGGUCAUUUCCAAAGCUCAGCUCAGCUCCCUAUCAGCUCUGCAGGGAGAAUCACACAGAGAUUUCCCACGUCUUCCUGCAACUCGUUCCGGGGCUGGCCAGCCGGAAACACCUGUGCAUCAAAUCAGUGAAAUCAGCUCUUACCGACGGGAGUCCCAAGGAGCGUCCAAUGCGGAGCCUUCCCCUGGGGGGGCGGCUGGAAAAAACGGUCCAGAAAACCAGCCUGGCCACCUUAGAAAUAAUCAUUGCCUCGGGCAGGGGGCUCAGCCAGCGGCAUCUGCGACUCCCCAGCAGCUGCUGGCCCGGCUCCUGGUGCUGUCAGCAUCCCCCUUCGAGGGAGAAGGGUGCGGAGUGGCUGCGCUGCUCCUGCUGAACGCCCUGCGCCCUGAGAUGUAUGGGGACGAGGCUGAGCAGUGGUGGAUGGAGAUUCCAGCCAUGGUCCAGUCUCUUGAUGGACAUAGCACGUUCUCUCUGGACCAGACCACGUGGGAGCACAAGCUGUUGGAGUUCCUCCGAAAGACCUUGGGGAGGAGCAAAGAGGGCGGCUGGAGCCAGGAUGUGAGCCAGGAGCUGGGCCGGCAGAUGGGCAGCUAUGCCAACGCCUCUGUGGAGAAGGCUUUCCUCUACAAGGCUCUGGGCACAGCCCUGGCCAUGAGCAAGGUUGUGGCUUCAGUGACAGAACAGUUCCGGAAGCUGCUGCGCAUGGCCGACUAUCUGAAUGGUGCAGAGACGGAGUGCCUUGGCUCCUGCCUGCAGCUCUGUGCCAGGGACCAGCUGGAUGCCACCCUGAGAGCUCUGGGCGACUUUGAGGAGGAAAUGGCGGAGGGGGAGAAUUCCUGGCAUCUCAGGAAGGCCCUGACCCCACGGGACAGGGACAGAGUGAAGAGCGCCCUCCUGCUGUUCUACAGCAGUGCAGCAGCCCAGGCGCUCCCCCAGCAGCUGCUCCCUCAGCUGGCGGACAAGAUCGUACCCAAAAUCCUGCACCAUUACAGCACCGGCUCCCAGGCACUGGGACUGAACGCCAGGCAUAUGGACACGGCCCUUACUCUGCGCUUCAUUGAGAGCAUCUCUGCAGUCAGCCUGGCCGUCCAGAGGAGCGGGGAAUCCCAACCCCACCAGCUUCCUCACAAAGAGGCGCUGCUCAGCCAGCUGCUGGAGAUCAUUAAGGCCGAGCCACGGAGCUCCCUGCUCUCCCCAGUUCGCCAGGAGGCAAUGGUGGCCAUCGGGCACCUGAGUAAAGUGAAGCACCCACUGAGCUGCGAGAAGAAUCAGGAGUUGAUGGAGCAGUGUCUUGAUAGUGUCUUUUCCCUGCCUCCCCAGGAGUUCACUGAGGACGUGGGGCCCAUCCAGACUCUUUAUGCCAGCACCAUGGCCACCCUGGAGGGGCUGAUGCAGACGUUACUGGAGGGGGAUGAGAUGCCAGAGCGACUCCAGGGAACCUUCCGGCUCCUGCAGAGAUGGCUGGUGUCAGAGCAGGUGUGGGAGCGUGCACGCGCCAUGCGGGUCAGCACCCACCUGCUGAAGGCAUAUCUCCAGACGGUCACCAUCACCAUGGUCAUCAGGGCCCUGCCCAAGGCGGAGAUCCUGCCCUUCACCCAGACCCUGCUGGAGAGUCUGGGGGCCGUGAGCCAGGCCUGUGACCAGGCCAGUGUCCUGUGGUUUCACACGCUCCUGACAGACCGCGCCAGUGACCUGAAGGACACAGUCCAGACCAUCCUGAGCAUCACCAGCAUCUACCUGCGCUGUGUGGAGGCCCCUGAGCCGAGAGGGCUCCUGGCCCAGGCAGUCUCAGUGCUGGCUCAGCACCACCAGGAGCCUGUGGUCACCUACCUCCUACAGCGCCCCCUGCCCUUGGAUAGGUGGUCUGUGCCAUCGGUGAGGUGGUGAUGGGGGCAGCGGUCGGAGAUGCGCUGGGCUCGUUGCUCCCUGAGCUCUGCUGUGCCCUCCUGUACCAGCUCCGCUGCACCCCGGACAGCGACACGCCAUUGCCCGCCAGGGCUGGGAGACCCCUGGCCAGCCCAAAGGGAGCUGCUCCCCCACCCUGCACCCCCUGCAGGGAACGUCUGGGACAAGGCACCCCACUCCCACCCUCCACAGGUAACGUCUGGGGCAAGGGCACCCCACUCCCACCCCCGCAGGUAACGUCUGGGGCAAGGGCACCCCACUCCCACCCCCACAGGUAGCGUCUGGGGCAAGGGCACCCCACUCCCACCUCCACAGGUAACGUCUGGGGCAAGGGCACCCCACUCCCACCCCCGCAGGUAACGUCUGGGGCAAGGGCACCCCACCCUCCACCCCCCGCAGGGAACGUCUGGGGCAAGGGCACCCCACUCCCACCCUCCACAGGUAGCGUCUGGGGCAAGGCAUCCCAAUCCGACCUCAGCCCCCCACCCCUCACCAGCAAUGCUCAAGGACAAGGCCACCCCAGCCCUCCGCCCGGCACCCACCACCCGUCAUAGGUAAUGCCUGAGAACAAGGACACCCCUUCCCAUUCCCCAGCAGCCACCCCUCAGAGGAAACACUCAGAGGCAAGGACACCCCCCAGACCCCCAUCCGUCCCAUCCUGCAGUCAGUGCCCAGGAAGGAUCUGGUGCCAACAGCCCCACGGUCUGCCACUGACAGGAUCCCUCCGGCCUCUGCCCUCCCGCAUCUCUGCUCUGCUCCCCCUCCCCCGCUUCAAUUGUGCCCCUUAGCCUGGGCAGUGGGGCUGGGCCCUGGGAUUCAGGCAGCUGGGUUCUGAUCUCAGUCCCUGCCCCAUUCUCUGGGUAUCCCUGGCCAAGUCCCAGCCCCUCUCUGGGCCUCAGUUUCCCCCUCUCUCCUUGGGGAUUAGUGAUACAUGGGGGGCACAGGGCUGAGGAGGGCCAGGCAUUAGCUGGAUCCCGCAGCCCCGUUCACCGGAGCAGCCCUGCUGUCUCCCCAGCCUGACAGUGGCGGUGGUGGUAAUAAUUUAAAAAAAUUAAUUAACACAGCUGGACACCAUUCACAUUUGAAACAUAAAGUAGCUUAAAACUGUCCUAGCUUGAAGUGGUUUGAAACUCCUUCAGAAAAUGUGGUCCUCUUACAAGUGUAGAUGCGAGGUUGCAUAUGUGGUAAAGCCAUGUAUACAGAGGACAUGCUGAUUUUAAUCAUACAAAUUUCCUAAGCACUUUACAGAAUAUCUAAUUGCUUAUUUUUAAAUCCUAAUCAGAGAAAAAUUAAAAUGAUUUGUGCAAAUAAUUGAAUUCUAAGUAUUGUGUAACAACAAACACUCUUAUUUUCUAGAUCUACUGAUAGCUAUCUCUGAGCCAACAAAACAGUAUUUUCAGAGUUUAUGGUUCUUUACUGAAGCAGGUCUAUUCUUUAUCUAAGAACAUGAAAACAAAAGAAUUCAUAAUAUUGUUAUCCCUUUUAACUUGAGCAAUUAGUGAAUAUUUUGGGUCUUGUGAGUUGUUUCCACUGGGGGAGAAAUGAAUGAUGGAGUCAGGUAUUUUUUUGAUGAAAUCCUUUUUAUUUACAAAGAAUGCACACAAAGUUCUAUUUCCCUAACGACAGCAGGAAUAGUUUCUUGGCUCACAAUUCCAAGCCUCUUUAUAUACAGCAGUCUACCCAAAAGCACUCUCUCUCUCUCUCAGCUUUUUCUGAGAUCACACUACAAAUACUUCUCUGGGGCUCCUUUCUGCUUCUGCGGUGUCACACUCCCUCUCCCACACCUCUGUUGGUUGUCCCUAGGCCUAAGUAAACCAAAGUUGUGACUUUAGGCCUGAGUGAACCAAAGUUCUUCCAUGCUGUGAACUUUAACCAGCCUAAGAUGCUAACAAACAGCAAGCAAAAUGUGUAACUGUCAGCUG
Mauremys mutica (yellowpond turtle) is the source of this 7424-nucleotide messenger RNA. Its product is annotated as maestro heat-like repeat-containing protein family member 2A. The record is from RefSeq and is a predicted model, not a curated record. The transcript has 27 exons. Gene Ontology annotation, cellular component: cytoplasm. The coding region runs from base 2650 to 5484 and encodes 944 amino acids. NCBI's taxonomy places the organism in Eukaryota, Metazoa, Chordata, Testudines, Geoemydidae.